Messenger RNA from Aspergillus viridinutans, 378 nucleotides. RefSeq lists its product as uncharacterized. The transcript has 4 exons. NCBI's taxonomy places the organism in Eukaryota, Fungi, Ascomycota, Eurotiomycetes, Eurotiales, Aspergillaceae. The record is from RefSeq and is a predicted model, not a curated record. Bases 1 to 378 code for a protein of 125 amino acids.
AUGGCUACUACUACCUCCUCCGUCACCAUCAACUUCUACGGCGAGCUCCGCCAGCUGUGGGUUGAGAUAAACUCCCACUGCGAGCGACUCCAUCUCCUCGAUUCCACUACCCGUGUCCUAUCCGCCUGUAUCGAAUGCAAGAUUACGCCUUACGGGAUGGUUCCGCUCGAUAUUGACGGGCUCGAGAACGCAGACGAGUACGUUAUGCAACUGGUUAUCUGCGGCCCAGAGUUCCCCGUCGGCCCGAUCAUCUCGUUUGUUGACUCGGUCCGCAUGAUGUGUGAGCCUGUGAGUGGAUCCGCGCAGGUGCAUAUUACUGCUAUUGCGGUUCCGUAUGCGACGCAGCAGCCUGAUGUUGCGGCCGCUGGUGGCUACUAG